CAUUUAUUUGUGUACUUGUGUGAAAACCAAUGGGUGUAACCGACUCUGCAUAACGUAUAGUCAGUACUUUUAUGUAGUAUACAUGCAUUAAAGACCAAUGGCUAGUUGUGAGCAAGGAACUAUAGAGCAAGCUUCCCUUCAUGAAACUCCUGCACCAGAUGCCAGCAGAGAUGCCACUGAAACCACACCACUCGUGACAAGUAAUCACGGGAAAUAUGGCAAGAAGAAAAGUGUGCUGAUCAAGUCAAAGGCUGCAAUAAUGAUUCUCUUUUGGACUGCCUUAAUGUCGUUGAUCUAUGGUGGUUUUCUGAACCCGGAAAAUUAUUUCUUAUUCACUUACCUAUUGACGAGAGUAGUCCCAGUAUUUAACAGUGAGAUGAUAGAUAGUGGCAUAUAUGCUGUGUUUGCUUUCGGGCUCAUUUUCUAUCCUCUAGCCGGAUACUGUGCAGAUAUUCGAUAUGGCAGAUAUAAAGUUGUGAGAUGUGGUGUGUGCACCAUGUGGUGUGGACUCUUGACAGUGGUUGUUAUCGGUGGUAUUGUGAACGCCAUCAUUGUACCAAUUAGGAAUAGAUCUAUAGGUCAGAGUUCCUCUACAUUCCUGGCUCUAAAUAUUUCGAUACUAGUGAUGAAUUGUGUACUUGGAUUUUUUCUACUUUCCUGCUUGUUGAUUGCAUUUGCUGCAUUUUUAGCCAACGUUCUUCAGUUUGGGGUUGACCAAUUAAAUGAGUCUCCUUCUAGAGACAGCUUUCUUUUCAUUCAUUGGUUUAUCUUUGCGCUGUAUAUUGGAAUAAGCUUUGGAAAACUGGUAUGGAGUACAGCUAAUGCCUCGAAUUACUUAAGCCUUUCCUUAUUUGGGCUCGUCCUAUUAGUUGAGCUUAUUUGUAUACCAGUAACUUUCUGUGUUGCUAAGCGCAGGUGGUUUGUUAUUGACACUGGCGUUGGUAACCCUUACAAAGAGGUUGCAAGAGUUGUCAGCUUUGCAAGAAGAAACAAGAUUCCUAUUCAACGCAGUGCCUUUACAUUCUGGGAGGAUGACAUACCCACUGGACUGGAUCUAGGCAAGGACAAGUAUGGAGGACCAUUCACUACCGAGCAGGUGGAGAAUGUGAAAUCAUUUUUUGGAAUCGUUGUCCUUUUAUUUUCAAUUGGACCAUUUUUUACGGCUGAUAUUGCUGCAGCACCUUUUCUCAGUAUACUUAAAGAUCACAUGCAGGCAGAGAACAUUUGGCUUGAUAGUUUUAGUUUAAGCAACAUUGUUUACUCUAUGUUCAUUAAUGGUGGCACUCUGUACCCCACCUUUAUUAUUCUUUUUGUUCCUAUUUUUCUCAAAUUUCUUCAUCCUCUGUUUCAAAAAUACUUCCCUGGUAUUCUGAGGCGAAUUGGAAUUGGUCUUUGUCUUGUCACUGUUAGUCUGUUUUGUUCACUUUUUGUUGACACAAUUGGUCACUGUCUUCCUGGUGGCCAGAAUGCUACUUCAGUGUUUGCUCCUGUAUAUUUUAAUAAUGAUUAUGGUUAUUUUGUUGCUCCUCCCUCCCUUCAUCUCAGCCCCUUCAUUCUCAUUAUUCAGCAAGUCCUUGUUGCUGUGGCCUAUGUAUUUAUCUAUGGUGGAGUGUUUGAAUUCAUCUGUGCUCAAAGCCCUCACUCUAUGAAAGGAUUUCUCAUUGGAAUUUUCUUUGCCAUUAAAGGACUUUUUCAGUUGAUUGGUGUUAUUGGAAUUCUUUUACCGUUUAGUUUCUGGCAGACCUCCCCUAAAGCUGGACUGGUUUAUUUCCUGGUGAACAUUGUGAUUUCAGUCGCAGGUGUUGUGGUUUUCAUAGUAGCAGCAAAGAGAUAUCAGUAUCGACAACGUGAUGAGCUUUGUAAUGUAAGAAAAUAUAUUGAAGAAGUUUACGAAAAGGAUGUUCGUCACAAUCGUGAAUUUGAAGAUCUAGAUAUUCACUUUGAGAGUGAUUCUGACUCAGAGACCCAUGCGUAGAUAAUAACAUACUCUUAUGCGAAUAGUUCUAAACUUGCGUUGGUUUGUUAUACGUGUAAUGUAUAUAUUUAAGUGGAGAAUUGUCUAUAG
This is a messenger RNA of Halichondria panicea, 2065 nucleotides long. Its product is annotated as solute carrier family 15 member 4-like. The transcript has a single exon. The record is from RefSeq and is a predicted model, not a curated record. NCBI's taxonomy places the organism in Eukaryota, Metazoa, Porifera, Demospongiae, Suberitida, Halichondriidae. Gene Ontology annotation, cellular component: membrane. Gene Ontology annotation, biological process: transmembrane transport. The coding region runs from base 98 to 1975 and encodes 625 amino acids. Gene Ontology annotation, molecular function: transmembrane transporter activity.